AUGCACAAAGCAACUGAGAACCAACGAAGACUAACAUCAUCAAAGAAAACUAUAGAUUAUAAUAAAACAACUCGCCUGGUCUUUUACAAUACCCUAUUCUUCUUCAUUUCACUGUUUCCUCUUGGUGUCAGUAGGACACUUCUCCUUCUUUCUUCAACGGAAUUCUUGUGGCCAAUGUUUAUCGAUUUGGAGAGCAUCGUUCUAGUGAUUUUCACGCUGAACACAAUGUCCCAUUUUGUGAUAUAUAUGCUUAUGUCAUCUCAAUAUCAGAACACUACAAAGGAACUAUUUCUAUGUGGAGACAGUCAUCAAGUAGAACAAAAAGCCUCAAUUGAGUGA
This is a messenger RNA of Caenorhabditis elegans, 339 nucleotides long. RefSeq names its product G_PROTEIN_RECEP_F1_2 domain-containing protein (gene M01G12.16). The coding region runs from base 1 to 339 and encodes 112 amino acids. The transcript is spliced from 2 exons. Gene Ontology annotation, molecular function: G protein-coupled peptide receptor activity. Lineage: Eukaryota; Metazoa; Nematoda; Chromadorea; Rhabditida; Rhabditidae. The record is from RefSeq and is marked reviewed. Gene Ontology annotation, biological process: G protein-coupled receptor signaling pathway.